Molecule: messenger RNA, 1523 nt
Organism: Fusarium venenatum
Lineage: Eukaryota; Fungi; Ascomycota; Sordariomycetes; Hypocreales; Nectriaceae
Source: RefSeq, a predicted model, not a curated record
CUAUAACCAUCAAGCUGACUAAGGGCAAUAUCGCGCUAGCCUACCUUAGCUACCAGUGUCGUCGUCGUCGUUGCUGGCGCCUGGCAUCAUCUAGAAGCAACUCAUCACUCCUUCAACCAUCAAAACAACAAUCAAGUUGUGCACUCCCCAAAGGCAAUCGCUUACGAAAUCCUACGCUCAUAUCAGAUUAUACCGAUAUUCUACGAGUCUUAUCCACAGCCCCUAACAAUAACAAAAGCGCAAAGAUGGGUGACGUCGCUGUCGAAAACCCAGCAACCCAAGUGGCGCCUCACAAAAGGGCCGCGCACUCAGCCAUUCCCACCAUUGACAACUUCGAGGGUGUGUCGACCGAUGGAGGAGAUGAUUAUGCGAACCUGAAGAAGCUCCAGAGACAACUAGAGUAUAUUCAGCUGCAAGAAGAGUACAUCAAGGAUGAGCAAAGGAGUCUCAAGCGUGAGCUAGUGCGAGCUCAAGAAGAGAUCAAGCGAAUUCAAAGUGUCCCACUAGUGAUCGGCCAGUUUAUGGAGGCCAUUGACCAAAAUGUUUUCCAAAGUAAUGGUAUUGUUCAGUCUAGCACUGGAUCCAACUAUGUCGUCCGAAUUCUUUCCACCCUCGACCGCGAGAAGCUCAAGGCUUCCUCCUCGGUUGCUCUCCACCGACAUUCCAACGCCCUCGUCGAUAUCCUCCCUCCCGAGGCCGAUUCAUCCAUUGCCAUGCUUGGCGCAGACGAGAAGCCGGAUGUGACAUACGCCGAUGUCGGUGGUCUGGAUAUGCAGAAGCAGGAGAUCCGUGAAGCUGUUGAAUUGCCCUUGACGCACUUCGAUCUUUAUAAGCAGAUCGGUAUCGACCCUCCUCGCGGUGUUCUUUUGUACGGUCCUCCUGGUACCGGCAAGACUAUGCUGGUCAAGGCCGUCGCCAACUCAACCACCGCCAACUUCAUCCGAGUUGUUGGUUCUGAAUUCGUCCAGAAAUACUUGGGUGAAGGGCCCCGAAUGGUCCGAGACGUUUUUCGUAUGGCUCGCGAAAACUCACCCGCCAUCAUCUUCAUCGACGAGAUUGACGCCAUCGCCACCAAGCGAUUCGAUGCUCAAACCGGUGCCGAUAGAGAAGUUCAGCGUAUUUUGCUUGAGCUGCUCAAUCAGAUGGAUGGUUUCGACCAGACUGCUAAUGUCAAGGUCAUCAUGGCCACCAACCGAGCCGAUACUCUGGAUCCUGCCCUCCUCCGACCCGGACGUCUCGACCGAAAGAUCGAAUUUCCCUCGCUGCGAGACCGUCGUGAGCGACGUCUCAUUUUCUCCACCAUUGCCAGCAAGAUGAGUCUGGCUCCCGAAGUUGAUCUCGACUCGUUGAUUGUCAGAAAUGAUCCUCUGUCAGGUGCUGUCAUCGCUGCUAUUAUGCAGGAGGCAGGUCUCCGUGCCGUACGUAAGAACCGAUACAACAUCAUCCAGACCGAUCUCGAGGACGCCUACUCAAGCCAGGUCAAGGGUACGGGCGAAGAGAACAAGUUCGACUUCUACAAAUAA